AUGUCUGCUCCUACCGAUACCACUCCCACUGCUCAGACCUCCGCCGAUGGUGAGCGUCGUCGCUCUUCCGGUGGCCUCUUCAACAACAUCCUGGCUCAGAAGCGCAGCCCCGACAAUGCUGCUUACUCUGCCCGUCGCACAAGCAUUGAGGAGCAAGGCCCACCAAAGGGUGUUCUCGGCAAGAUGUGGGACAGCGCUGUCAAGGGCGUCGGUCCAGAGCAGAAGUAA
This is a messenger RNA of Aureobasidium melanogenum CBS 110374, 228 nucleotides long. RefSeq lists its product as uncharacterized. The transcript is spliced from 2 exons. Bases 1 to 228 code for a protein of 75 amino acids. The record is from RefSeq and is a predicted model, not a curated record. NCBI's taxonomy places the organism in Eukaryota, Fungi, Ascomycota, Dothideomycetes, Dothideales, Saccotheciaceae.